CGCGCUGGCCAGGAGGAGGAAGCGGAGUCGUCAUGGCCUCGUCUCCCGGGUUCUGCUUCUUGGGGUGGGACUUCAGCACCCAGCAGCUGAAAGUAAUUGCGGUCGAUGAACGGUUGAGAGUCAUCUACGAGGACGUUAUUAAUUUUGACAAGGAUCUGCCAGAAUUUGGCACUCAAGGUGGUGUUUACAUACACGAUGACAGAUUAUCCGUCUCUUCUCCUGUGUUAAUGUGGAUCAAGGCCCUGGAUCUGAUUUUGGAAAAGAUGAAGUCCGCAGGCUUUAAUUUCUCCACUGUAAAAGCUUUGUCUGGAGCUGGACAGCAACAUGGAAGUGUCUAUUGGAAAGAAGGAGGAAGCUCUGUUUUGCAAAAUUUAUCACCUGUUCUUCCUUUACAUCAAUCACUGAAGGAUUGCUUUUCUGUCAGCAACAGUCCAGUCUGGAUGGACUCCAGCACGGCUGCCCAGUGUAACUCUCUGGAAGAAAAGGUCGGAGGGGCUCAGAAAUUAGCCGACAUCACUGGCUCCCGAGCUUAUGAGCGUUUUACAGGAAACCAGAUAGCGAAGAUUUACAGCCGGGAUCCUGAAGUCUACUCACAAACUGAGAAAAUUUCCUUGGUGAGCAACUUUGCAGCCUCUCUAUUCCUAGGUGCCUAUGCUCCCAUAGAUUAUAGCGAUGGAUCCGGCAUGAAUUUAUUGCAGAUUCGGGAAAAAGUUUGGAAUCAAGUCUGCCUCGAUGCUUGUGCACCCGAAUUGGGGAAAAAACUGGACCAACCUGUGCCCUCCAGCAAAAUACUGGGUUUAAUUUCACCCUAUUACACUGAACGCUUUGGAUUUAAUCCUUCCUGCAAAAUAGUAGCAUUUACUGGAGACAAUCCAGCAUCUCUGGCUGGAAUGAGACUUUCUGAAGGAGACAUAGCAAUUAGCCUCGGCACGAGUGAUACCCUGUUUCUCUGGAUUAAAGAGCCACGCCCUGCUCUGGAAGGCCACAUUUUCUGUAAUCCAGUUGAUUCACAAGCAUUUAUGGCCCUACUUUGCUACAAGAAUGGCUCCUUGAUGCGAGAGAAGAUCCGAGAUGCGCUUGCGUUGGGCUCGUGGGAAGAAUUCUCAAAAGCUCUCGAAUCAACAGCUGCUGGAAACGCUGGAAAGGUGGGUUUUUAUUUUGAUGUGAGGGAAAUUACACCAGGAGCUGUGGGAAUUCACAGGUUCGAUGCCCACAAUGUCGAGACACCAGCCUUCCCAAAGGAAGUGGAAAUACGGGCCUUGAUAGAAGGACAGUUCAUGGCCAAAAGGAUCCAUGCAGAAAAACUGGGCUAUAAAAUACUGCCGACCACAAAAAUCUUGGCUACCGGCGGGGCAUCCCGUAAUAAGGCAAUCUUGCAAAUCCUGUCUGAUGUCUUCAGUGUUCCAGUGUACACCAUCGACACUGCUAAUUCAGCCUGCUUAGGUUCCGCUUACAGGGCCAUCCACG
Thamnophis sirtalis is the source of this 1467-nucleotide messenger RNA. Lineage: Eukaryota; Metazoa; Chordata; Lepidosauria; Squamata; Natricidae. The record is from RefSeq and is a predicted model, not a curated record.